CUUUACAUCAUGCUUUGCAAAAAGCGCACGGAAUUUCCCCUGCCGGGGAAUGAGAGCGACAGAUCAAGAAUCUCGUACAAUACUGUGACGGUGCAGCCUUAAGGUAAGGGUGUUUGAUCCCUUGCGUACACGUCCCUGAAUAACGCUUGCAGCCGAUGAGGGAACGAGAUCACGACACGUCGACACACGAACCGUUAACCGAGCUGCCCUUUUUGCGAUCAUGCAGAGCUGCGAGCCUGCAAGACGGAUCAGAGCCGUGCGAUUUCAGCUGAUAAUCCUGGUGACCCGUGCAGAACAAGCUCGAUCGAUCGGCAGUGCACCGAUCCCUGCCGUCCUUCCCACGCCAAGCUCGCGCAAGCUUUCGCGCAGAAUAUUGGCGUGGCCGCGGCACCGGGAGGGACCACGCUGGCCGCCCACGGCAAGCGUGCCUAAAUACCGCGCGCGCUCGCGCCUCGAUCGUCGACGGCCGCCGUGGCAUUAGCAUCGGUGAAGCGAAGCAGCUAGCAUUGUCCAGUGUCCACUCGCCAUGGAGGAGGGGAAACCAGGCGGCGGAGCCUGUGUGGCCGAGGACGCCAUGUCGCGGUUCAGCCUGGACGCGAGCGCCGGGGGCCGCCACAGCACGCUGCUCGACGAGUACGAGCGGCUGGUGUUCGAGGCGCAGCUCAACCGGGCCAUCGUCCUUCGCCGGUGCUACUCCGAGCCCAGCCCCGUCCGGGUCGUGCAGCCGCAGCACAAGCCGGAUGGUGGUGAUGGUGCGCGCACGCCGCCGGCGUCCGAUCAGGGUCAGGGCGGAGAGGCGCGACGGCGCGACGCGGGCGGUGGGAGGUUCUGGCGGCUCCACGAGACGCUGCCCCGGUGGCUGGAGGCGCUGAGGCCGGUGCUCCGCUGGCUCAGGAGCGCGUGGGAGCGCCGGAGGAGGAAGGAGCCGACGGCGGACGCGGCGCGGCGCCCGCCGCCGACGGUGCCGCGGGUGCAGCUGCUCGACUACCUUCGUUAGCUGCCUAUCAGUUUGAUGUUUUGCGAUGUGUGAAGGGUACAGUGCCCAGGUGGCGGGUUGCUGGGCUGAUUCUGUCGUGAGAGGAUCCGAUUCGUGAUGACUGUCCAGCUGGCUUGGCGUGUGAUGAUUGAGCAUGGGCAUCUCUAAGAUUUCAUUCAUGACUGUCCAAGUAUGUGGAGUACUCUGCGACACGUGCCUAUGCGUUGAGAGGGUCACCCUUCAAGUUCAACUAGGAUCUAGGAAAAGAAAAACGGAAAAAAGAAGACCAUACUUUUAUUUUUUUA
Panicum hallii is the source of this 1281-nucleotide messenger RNA. RefSeq lists its product as uncharacterized. The record is from RefSeq and is a predicted model, not a curated record. NCBI's taxonomy places the organism in Eukaryota, Viridiplantae, Streptophyta, Magnoliopsida, Poales, Poaceae. Bases 527 to 997 code for a protein of 156 amino acids. The transcript has 2 exons.